CUGCUCGCAACCACGAGUCAAUUCCAUUGCUAAGUUGGGUCGCUAUGAAUUGGUACAAGUUGCGAAGGAUUCUUACCCCUGACGAGAGCGCAGGGUCAGCGAGGCCAGAGUUCACUAUUCGUGCAGUGGUCAUUGGGUUGGCAAUCGGAUGUUUGCUUUGCUUUACCAACUUGUAUUUCGGGUUGCAGACGGGAUGGAUAAGCAUGAUGUCACUUCAAUCUGCUUUACUAGGAUACCUCUUCUCACUACUGCUCCCGACGCCCAUUUCGCCGCAAGAGAACGUGGUGCUGCAGACUACUGCUGUCGCCACUGGUACCAUGCCAUUAGCAGCAGGAUUUGUUGGGAUAUUGCCGGCAUUAGCAGUCCUGGAUCCUGAGAAGGAUGGUGCUUCGCCACUUGUCUUAACUUGGCCGAAAGCGGUUUUAUGGUCUUGCGCAGUGGCAUUCUUUGGUGUUUUUCUUUCGCCUCCUAUUCGUAAACAAGUGAUAAUUGAGGAGCAAUUGGCUUUUCCGUCGGGGACGGCUACGGCUCAACUCAUAUCUGUUCUUCAUGAUAUACGUCCAGAAAUGAAUAGAUCUGAGGAUUCUCUACGCCAUAGACGGGGUUAUAGAGUGAUUGAUACCAAUGAUGAAGAGGUCCCCGAUGCCUCUGAUGUUAACGAAAUCGAAGAGGAGCAAAACCAAGAAGAGCGAGACGCGGUAAGGAGAGAUGGCUGGGUAGCCUUGGGGAGUAGUUUUAUUGCCUCUGCGCUAAUGACUCUAUUCGCCUACUUUUUCCCUGUCUUGUUUGCGAUCCCAUUGUUCGGCAGUAAUUUGGCACAGAACUGGUUGUGGACAUUUACACCGAGUCUGUCCUACGUUGGUCAAGGCGUGAUUAUGGGAUUCCCUACAGCACUUAGCAUGAACUUGGGAAUGGUAGUCGGAUGGGCGGUGCUUUCCCCACUCUCGAAGUACAAAGGCUGGGCACCCGGUCCAGUAGGAGAUAUGACUACCGGUGCGCGCGGAUGGAUUCUUUGGACCGCGUUGGCCAUUAUGGUUUCGGACAGUUUUGUGUCCUUGCUUCCCAUCGUGCGCGAGUUCUUCCUCAAGUCUUCCGCAGCCCUCGGGAAGCGGGAAGGAUUCGUGAGGCUUCCGCGCACGCCGCCUACCCCUGCUUUCCCCGCAAUACCGCCAGAGGAAGUCGCCCAUACGUAUGAAGAGGGUUCAAAGGAUACGGAGACAUCCGACCGCCUUGUACCUAGGAGAUGGGUCGUGUGCGGCCUUCUCAUGUCCGUCGUGCUUGGAACGAUGCUCGUUUGGGUCGUAUUUGGUGCAGAGGGCAUCAUGCCGUGGGCGACUAUAAUAGGUUUCCUGAUGGGAGGUCUGCUCAGUUUGCUCGGCGUGCGCGCUUUAGGCGAAACUGAUCUGAAUCCUGUCAGCGGCCUGGGGAAGAUCAGUCAGCUACUAUUCGCAUUCAUCCAGCCCGGUAAUGUGGUCGCCAAUAUCAUUGCUGGCGGUGUUGCAGAAGCAGGUGCUCAGCAAGCCGGGGACCUCAUGCAGGAUCUCAAGACAGGCCAUCUUCUUCGCGCAUCUCCGCGAGCACAGUUUCACGGCCAACUCAUUGGUUCAGGGGUCAGCAUCGUGGUCACUGCGACAGCAUACAGUCUGUAUACGCGCGCGUACCCGAUUCCUGGACCCACCUUUCCAGCGCCAACUGCCUAUGUCUGGCUUAGUCUCGCUCGACUUCUCAGGAAUGGCCACCUACCUGAACAAAGCGGGAACUUCAUGCUUGGUUUCGCCCUUCUAUUUGCGGUGACCUCGUUCUUUAAGACGUAUAGGAGAACAGGAGCACACAUGCGGUGGCUUCCAUCUGGAGUUGCAUUCGCGAUUGGAUUUCUCAAUACGCCAGCUUUUAGUAUUGCACGGCUCAUGGGUGGUAUACUCGAGUUGCUCUAUCACCGACGGCUUGCUGCGCGUGCUCGUGCCGAGGGAAAGGAUCCAAGCAGUGUUAGCGAUAUUCGUUUGAUCGUCGUCGCCAGUGGGUUUGUACUUGGCGAGGGAGUGAUCAGUGUGGUGUCGCUUGUAUUACGGACAUGUGGAGUUGGAGUUGCAAGCUGCUGGGGUUGCAUACCUGGGACCUGCGCAGGUUGUCCGGCUUCUGCCUAGCCCCAUACCUUCAUUUGCACAAGUGCACUUAUUCUUCUAGAUUUUGCGCUUUUUUUGUCCCUUAGAUUGCAAUUUGUAUAGCCUCUGUGUAUAUUUGCCUCUUGCUAUUGUUAAUGCUCUCAAUUCAAAUGAUCAGCCGGCAGAAAAACCGCUUCGAUAGUAGUCCUCGAAAUGCCUGAUCUUCAUACAUCCCGCCCGCCCGCCGGGAACGAAAUCGUUACGUUCUUAUACAUUGACUCUUUAA
Molecule: messenger RNA, 2388 nt
Organism: Fomitiporia mediterranea MF3/22
Lineage: Eukaryota; Fungi; Basidiomycota; Agaricomycetes; Hymenochaetales; Hymenochaetaceae
Product: oligopeptide transporter
Exons: 13
Coding region: 45-2144 (699 amino acids)
Cellular component (GO): fungal-type vacuole membrane
Molecular function (GO): 2 iron, 2 sulfur cluster binding; oligopeptide transmembrane transporter activity
Source: RefSeq, a predicted model, not a curated record